This is a messenger RNA of Rhagoletis zephyria (snowberry fruit fly), 495 nucleotides long. The record is from RefSeq and is a predicted model, not a curated record. Lineage: Eukaryota; Metazoa; Arthropoda; Insecta; Diptera; Tephritidae.
UUUACUAUCAAUGUAAAUUCGAAGAGCAACAAAAAAAACCUAAGAAGUUUAAAGAGGCAAUUUCUAAGGACGACGACAAAGACGACCUAUCUUCUGAUGAUGACGACAACGAUGAGCCACCCUCUGACAAUGACAGCAAAACUGACCUGUCCUCUGAUGAUGACGACAAAACUGACCUUUCUUCUGAUGAUGACGCCAAAACUGACCUAUCCUCUGAUGAGAAGCCGGUGAAAGAAAAAGUCAAAAAACCUAAAGGCCAAAUGAGCACUGAAGAGCUGAACAANGAAAAAGUCAAAAAACCUAAAGGCCAAAUGAGCACCGAGGAGCUGAACAACUUUUAUUUGUCUGACGUCAACUAUGUCUGGACAGAACUUCUUAUGACAGUCAAAAAACAGUUUCACAGUUGUUCACAGAGAAUCCAAGGCGAAACGAUAAGUCUAAUGGAAGGUUGUGCUGUUGCCACCGAGUUGAGCAACUUUUGCAACAAUACGCAGA